Sinocyclocheilus grahami is the source of this 2072-nucleotide messenger RNA. RefSeq names its product solute carrier family 5 member 7a (gene slc5a7a). Gene Ontology annotation, molecular function: choline:sodium symporter activity. Bases 67 to 1845 code for a protein of 592 amino acids. NCBI's taxonomy places the organism in Eukaryota, Metazoa, Chordata, Actinopteri, Cypriniformes, Cyprinidae. Gene Ontology annotation, cellular component: perikaryon; synapse; axon. Gene Ontology annotation, biological process: transmembrane transport; synaptic transmission, cholinergic; neuromuscular synaptic transmission. The transcript has 8 exons. The record is from RefSeq and is a predicted model, not a curated record.
UCUCUUUUCCCUAGGUCUCAAUGCAUUUCGGUUCUUUAGAGGUACAACGACUUUAGCAGAGAGAAGAUGAACAUCCAUGUGGAGGGGUUGGUGGCGAUUGUCAUCUUCUACUUGCUGAUCCUUAUAGUGGGAAUCUGGGCAGCAUGGAAAAACAAGAAUUCCGGCGUGGUGGAGGGAGCUGAUCGCAGUGAGAUCAUUAUGGUCGGCGGAAGGGAUAUUGGAUUAUUUGUCGGCGCAUUUACCAUGACAGCAACUUGGGUCGGAGGGGGUUAUAUCAAUGGCACAGCAGAGAAUGUGUAUCUUCCCGGCUACGGCUUGGCAUGGGCACAGGCUCCCUUUGGAUAUGCGCUCAGCCUUGUUGUGGGUGGCCUUUUCUUUGCAAAACCCAUGCGCUCCCGGGGUUACGUCACCAUGCUUGACCCCUUCCAGCAACUGUAUGGAAAAAGGAUGGGUGGUCUGCUAUUCAUCCCUGCACUAAUGGGGGAAAUGUUCUGGUCAGCCGCCAUCUUAUCUGCCCUUGGGGCCACACUGAGUGUGAUCGUUGACAUCAACAUCAAUAUGUCUGUGAUUAUUUCGGCUCUUAUUGCUAUUUUCUACACACUGGUGGGAGGACUUUACUCAGUGGCUUACACUGAUGUCGUCCAGCUCUUCUGCAUUUUUUUAGGACUGUGGGUGAGCGUACCUUUUGCACUCUCAAACCCAGCUGUGUCUGACAUCGGAGUGACAGCAGUGAAGCAGCUCCAUGCUAAUCAGACCACAUGGCUUGGGAAGAUAGAAAGCCCUGACAAAUGGAUGUGGGCUGACAAUUUCUUCCUUCUGAUGUUGGGGGGGAUUCCCUGGCAGGUGUAUUUUCAAAGGGUUCUUUCUGCCUCUUCAGCUACCUAUGCUCAAGUCCUCUCCUUCCUGGCUGCCUUUGGUUGUAUCAUCAUGGCUAUUCCCUCUGUCCUGAUCGGAGCCAUAGGGGCUUCCACAGAUUGGAACCAGACAACCUAUGGGCCAAUUUCUCCCAUGCAGAGGGACCAGUCUGACAUGAUCCUACCGAUCGUGCUACAGCACCUGUGCCCAGCCUAUAUCUCCUUUUUUGGUCUGGGGGCAGUUUCUGCUGCAGUGAUGUCAUCCGCUGACUCAUCCAUCUUGUCGGCCAGCUCCAUGUUCGCUAGGAACAUCUACCAGCUCGCUUUCCGGCAAUCGGCUUCUGACCGUGAGAUAGUAUGGGUCAUGCGGAUCACUAUUUUUGUGUUCGGGGCUCUUGCGACGGCCAUGGCUCUCCUGACUGGGACCGUCUAUGGUUUAUGGUACCUGAGCUCUGACCUGGUCUACGUCAUCAUCUUUCCCCAACUCCUCUGCGUUCUUUUCGUCCGUGGCACGAACACCUACGGCUCGGUGGCUGGAUACAUCUUCGGAUUGAUCCUGCGAGUUGGUGGAGGGGAACCAUAUCUUAAACUCCCUCCGUUCAUCUACUACCCUGGAUGGACCAUUGAGGAGAAGGUCCAUCAUGUGACCAACGAGGUGGAAUACCUGGUGUUGCAGAGGUUUCCCUUUAAGACUGCUUCCAUGCUGGCUUCAUUCCUAAGCAAUGUGGCUUUCUCAUACCUGUUCAAGUACCUGUUUGAGAGUGGCACUUUGUCGGCUAAAUAUGAUUUCUUGGAUGCAGUGGUGGCCAAGCACAGUGCCGAAAUAAUGGACAAGACCACUCUGGUGAACAAGAACAUCAUUGGGCUGAAUGAAAUGGCCCCGGUCAAGCCAAGACUUAGUGUUACUUUAGCUGCUACCUUCAUCAGGAAGGAAACCCUGACCGAAGAGGAGGACUCCAGCCCAGAGUCACCGAGUCAUGAGAACGAGUAGACACCAUAAUGUGAAGGACAAGGCUUCACCCAAUAAGUAAAGAAAUAUCAGAUUUUAAUUACAUAAUAAAUUCACUCCACACUCCUUUUCUGGAAUUUCCAUCACUUCUUUCAGAGAGGAAUGGAACAGCAACUGAAACUCUUAUUAAAAUGGUAAAGAGAGAAGAAAAGAGCAGUGAUUCAGGUGGUUUGAGUAAUAUUAGGGGAAAAAACUGACUUGAUGGCGUU